CGCUUGUCUAAUAACAAUGAUGAAGUGUAGUUCCGAGGAGGACUAGAGACGUGUUGGACCGCCCCUGACUUGUCAUUUGAAACUGGUGCUGGCUGGCAAAACAGGAUCACCUCAUCUUUCUCUAGGAAUAGAUGCCCAACUCAUGUCAACAGAUUGUUGUUGUUUAGGCGAAACUGGCGUUCCGGCAAAGGCCAACUAGUUAUGGCCACUGUUAAAAAGGACAACAGGCUGACAGGUUCUCAAAGCUUCCUGUGCGCCGGUUUCGCUGGGUUGUUCAGUAAAAGCGCCACGUCUCCUUUGGAAGUGGUGAAAAUUAAAAGUCAGGUGGGUACUUUUCACUGUAAAAAGGGCUUUUGGCAAAGUUUUCUCCUCAUCUACCACAAUGAGGGACUGAAAGGAUUCUGGAAGGGAAACUUCGUCUCUUGUCUGCGAUUGUUCCCCUACACUUCAAUACAUCUGGCAACUUACAGAAAGAUAGUUCAUUUUCACAUGGAUGAAUUGGGCUUCAUCUCCCAGGCGAGGGCCAUCUUGGCAGGGGGUCUUGCCGGCGUGGCCGCCGCCUUGGUCACAUACCCUCUGGAAGUAGCCGAGACCAGGCUGAUUGUGCAGAACUGCAGGGAACCCACAUACGUUGGUGUUGUGCACGCCAUUUCAAAGAUCCAGCGCGCAGAAGGGCUGCUGGCUCUCUACAGGGGCUUUUCCCUCACCGUUUUGGGCGCAUUCCCCUUUUCUCUGGGAUGCUAUGUCAUCUACAUGAACGUUGACAAACUGUGGCAGCAGCCUCCUUUUCGCUUUUCACCUCUGCAGGACUUCAUAAACGGCUGUUUUGCAGCAGGAGUGGCCCAAACACUCUCCUAUCCUUUUGAAACUGUCAAACGCAAGAUGCAAGCGCAGAGUUCCCGUCUGCCCCAUGUUGGUGGCGUUGAUGUGCAUUUCAGUGGCGUCACCGACUGUUUUGCACAGGUGGUGAAAAAUAAGGGGAUCCUCUCACUCUGGAGUGGCCUUACUGCUAGCACAAUAAAGAUUGUUCCCUACUUCGGCCUCCUCUUCACCUGCUUCGAAACGUGCAAGCGGGUGUGCCUGUACCGUAACGGGUACACUGUGUCGCCCCUCAGCUACCAGCCGGCGCCGGGUGUGGACCAAAGCCUGGGGCCGGCCGAGCUGCGGGAGGUGAAGCGCUACCUGAGGAACAGGAAGUUUGGUGCAGCGGGGCAGACCACUUUUGGAAACCGCUGGUGAAAACACUCACAGAAAUAAAUAAAUAGUGGUUGCUUAUGCAGGACACUUCAAUAGGUACACAUGCACAACCCGGCAUCAUUAUAAUAACGCUCACUUUUCCAUUGACACUUUGAGAGGUAUCACUUGCAUAGGAUAUUUAUUAUUCCUUGCCACACACAUCAAAAUAUUUCACAAAUGCACCCUAUUAUAUUUUAUUCUACCGAUACUUUUUAAAAUGAGAUUGAACUGUAGUUUGUGCACACCUGGAGGUAAGAAGGACUGGAACAAAUUAGUACCUGUUGGUUUGUCCUAAUGAAAUAUGAUAACAUUACUGCUACCACAUCACUACUAUCAGAAGAACCAGAGUAUAGAGCGGGGGCAGCCACCUGCUGUGGCCCAGCAAGGUGCACUGUAUUCGAGCACAUGCUCCGAGCAGCCGGUGCGACGCCAGGGAGGUCUCUGGCAAACCUGUUUUCAAUUUUCUGGCAUUUCAGAUAGCUAAGAUUUUUUGUGUGCUCGCAGAGUUAACAUUUGGUGCAACCAGCAUGCAAAAUGUCUUCCUCUGAAAGUGAAUGUUUGUUUACAAGUAAGCUCAGGCCAUUACAAGCAGGAGUUAAAAGAAGCGCGUGAUUUGCUCAUCUGGACAGUGCAGGUAAUCUCAUCUCAUUGGAGAAAAAAACACUCCCAUGAGGAGAGAUUUUUUACUUAUUUUUUAAAUUAUCUGAGUUAUUUUUUUCACCCUUAGUAUAUUCUAUUGCUUGGCAUCUAACUUAUUUUGCUGUCAAUUUUUGUUUAUGUUAUUUGAUUUGCUCUCUUCCUGUGUCAAUCAAAACUAAGUAUUAAUAUCUUUUAAAUGGCAGAUUUUCUGAUACACCUCUGCUAUUGGGAGUACCUCAUGAUGUCCACUUUAAUGGACGUGAAGGACAGUCCUCCACAGUAAACGCAUACAUUACAUGUUUCAUGAAAAUAAGUAACAGUCAUUGUAGGUUUUGUACUACAUUAUAAAUCUUUACCUCUUUUCAAACAUUAGACUUCUUGCAGUACUUUGACCUGUGCAGCAAUAAUAAUACAAGUGCUAUUCAAACAUAAAGCCCCAAAAACCUUGAUAGAGUACCGUAAUCCCUUGCUAUAUUGCGGGUUUUAAAAUCAUUUACGAUGGCUGGUUCGUGGUUGACUGUGGCCUAUUAUUAGUAAGUACGUAAAUUGCUAAAUUGGAGAGGUUAACUAGUUAGCUCGCUAGCUUGCUACCGUCUGUUAUGUCCCUGCAAUAUUCCGUAGCCUGCCGGUGCACAACACCGGCGUGAUGUAAACGAAGAAUAAUAGCUCUAUAAUGACUACCGGGGUGUUAUAAUAAUGUUAAAACUUGUAAUUAGAAAGUCAGUAACAGGCUUUCUAUGCUCUAACUACGUAAAAUGUUCAGUUUAUUAACAUUGACUCAUAUAUCGCGGAAGUUCCUUUAACGCAGUAAGAGCGAGUGGAAAAAAGGUUCCCCUCUAAUUCCGCCUGGAAGUAGUCAGGUUUUGUCGCUUGCCAUCUUUUCCCACUCUGUUGGAAACACCUUACAUGUACAAUAAGUAAAUAGGAGAGCCUAACUAGUUGGCUCGUAAUACUAGCGCUGGUGUCGUCUGUUAUAUCCCUGCAAUGAUUCCGUAGCCUGCCUAACCCUGACCGUAACCCUAACCCUUAAAAAAAUAAUAAUAGGAGUGUGAACGUGACUGUUGGGAGUGUUAUUUCAUGUCUACACGGCUCUAAUAAUGUUAAAGGGGUUAGAUUAGAAAGUGACAAACAGGUUUUCUAUGCUCUAACUAUGAAAAUAUUCCAUUUAUUAUGAGUGACUCAUACUGCAGUCAGUUCAAGAACUAUACUGUAUCAUGUGCCUUUUAAGUUAUUUAUUGUGUUGCCUUUGUCAGUUAUGACAGCACAUGCAGAAGACCUUAAAAUGCUCUUUACUGCUGUAAAUGAAUGGGUAUUUGUUGUGUAUCAAUAAACAUAAUGUUCAUUUGGUAAGGAUUUUUUUACCUUCAUUUCAGGGUCAUACUGUUUCCAUCUCGCAUUAACUGAAAAGUUAAUGAAAACAAAAAUAAGAUUUCAUUCAUUUUACUUAUUUUACUUUUUUAAGUUAGAUGCUGUUGUGUACUUAUUUUACCUUUGUUUUUAAUGUAUUAUUAUAUGUGAUCUAUUAUUUAUUUUUAUAUUUGUUGUGUACAUGGUAUUGUUAUUUUUAGUUAUUUCUGUCUCAAUACCACAUGCCAAAUGGAUCAAUAGUUGAGAAGCUUGGCAAGUGGCUUAUUUGUCUCAUUGAUGAAAAAAUAUGCAGUGACAAUCGAAGCAUUGACAAUACACUUGAUGCCUUUACAAAGUGUAACUUUGUGUCAAGUUUGGUUACUGUUACUGCGCUUUUAUCAAUAAAGUUGAAUCUAAACUUAACAACUACGUUUCCAACCCCGCCGAAGGCACAUAAAAAUUGUUAAAGUAUAUUUAUUUGUGUCGAAGCAUACAGAAACCAUCACCAUACACGCUUCUCUUUGUUUCGCCCUCUUCUUUUUCUCUCUUUUCGUACCUACUCGUAAUUAUUCUGAUGGUGUUUUUUUCCUGACCUAGUAAAUGGCUAGGAGUGACGUCAGUGCCUACGUCACUGCCAGUGGGACUGGAUUGCAGAUCGUGUGUGUAAAGAAGACGUGUCACUCGGCUCAAAGAA
This is a messenger RNA of Dunckerocampus dactyliophorus (ringed pipefish), 3916 nucleotides long. RefSeq names its product solute carrier family 25 member 43 (gene slc25a43). The transcript has 5 exons. The coding region runs from base 202 to 1239 and encodes 345 amino acids. Lineage: Eukaryota; Metazoa; Chordata; Actinopteri; Syngnathiformes; Syngnathidae. The record is from RefSeq and is a predicted model, not a curated record. Gene Ontology annotation, biological process: transmembrane transport.